Molecule: messenger RNA, 2815 nt
Organism: Lepus europaeus (European hare)
Lineage: Eukaryota; Metazoa; Chordata; Mammalia; Lagomorpha; Leporidae
Gene: TJAP1
Product: tight junction associated protein 1
Exons: 9
Coding region: 425-2068 (547 amino acids)
Biological process (GO): Golgi organization
Cellular component (GO): trans-Golgi network
Source: RefSeq, a predicted model, not a curated record
CAGGCAGCUUCUGGUGCAGAUUGCACCUCUCAUCUCUGUCUCUGUCUCUCUCUCCACCCUGCCCAGCUGUGCAAUGGGUUCACGGUGCGGGUUCACAUCGCAGGUUCCUGUGCGUGCCGAGUCCCAUUUCUAAUGAAAGUAGACUUUGUUCUCUGAAGGCAGCUAAUCGUGCCCCAUGGGCUGUAAUCAGGGAGAAGGUAUUUAAUACAGGGCAGGUGGCAACAGGCGGCCUGUGCCGACUGGCAGAUUGCAACAUGACAGGAAGCUGUCGCCCCCUUUGCUUCAGCACACAUCAGGAUCUGCUGGCUAGAGGAAGUGGAGGGGCUGUGGGAUGCAGAGAGCCGAGGGCUGACUGCCGGACAGCGGAACAGAGCAAGCUGCCGACACACAGACGCAGGUGGUGGAGGACCCCUGACCUCCCAGAAUGACCAGUGCGGCCCCUGCUAAGAAACCCUACCGGAAGGCACCACCGGAACAUCGGGAGCUGCGGCUGGACGUUCCUGGAGCCCGCCUUGAGCAGGAGGAGCCCCUGUCUGACGCGGAGAGGAUGAAGCUCUUGCAGCAGGAGAAUGAAGAGCUUCGCCGACGUCUGGCCUCGGCCACCAGACGCACUGAAGCCCUGGAGCGUGAGCUGGAAAUCGGGCAGGACUGCCUGGAGCUGGAGUUGGGCCAGAGCCGCGAGGAGCUUGACAAGUUUAAGGACAAGUUCCGCAGGCUGCAGAACAGCUACACGGCUUCCCAGCGAACCAACCAGGAGCUGGAGGACAAGCUGCACGCGCUGAUCAAGAAGGCUGAGAUGGAUAGGAAGACGCUGGACUGGGAGAUCGUGGAGCUGACCAACAAGCUGCUAGAUGCCAAGAACACCAUCAACAAGCUGGAGGAACUCAACGAGCGGUACCGACUGGACUGCAACCUGGCUGUGCAGCUCCUCAAGUGCAACAAGUCCCACUUCCGCAACCACAAGUUUGCUGAUUUGCCCUGUGAGCUCCAGGACAUGGUUCGGAAACAUCUGCACAGUGGUCAGGAGGCUCCCAGCCCGGGCCCUGCUCCCAGCCCGGCCCCAGGGGCCGUGGUGCCUACGUCGGUCAUUGCACGGGUGUUGGAGAAGCCAGAGUCUCUACUGCUCAAUUCAGCCCAGUCUGGCAGCGCUGGGCGCCCCUUGGCCGAGGACGUCUUUGUGCACGUGGACAUGAGUGGGGGUGCCUCGGGUGAUCCGGCCAGUCCCGCCCCUGGCAGCCCCACCCCCCAACCCAAUGGGGAGUGCCGCUCCCUGGGUACUAUGGGGGGUUCCCCAGAAGAGGAGCUGCCCCCACCAGCUUUUGAGAAGCUGAGCCCAUAUCCUACCCCUUCUCCACCACACCCGCUGUACCCUGGCCGCAGAGUGAUAGAGUUCUCUGAGGAUAAGGUUCGCAUCCCCCGCAACAGCCCCCUGCCCAACUGCACCUACGCUACCCGCCAGGCCAUUUCGUUGAGCCUGGUGGAGGAAGGCGGUGAGCGGGCCCGCCGCAGCCCCGCGCCCAGCACCCCCGCCUCAGCCCAGGCCUCACCGCAGCACCAGCCGGGCCCAGCCCCCCCAGCUCUCAGCGCCCCAGGCAGCGCUGCCAGCUCUGAGGAGGACCUGCUGGCCAGCUGGCGCCGGGCAUUUGUGGACCGCACCCCGCCCCCUGCUGCUGCAGCCCAGCGCACAGCCUUCGGUCGGGACGCGCUCCCUGAGCUGCAGCGCCAUUUUGCCCUUAGCCCUGCCGACGGAGAUGAGGUGCUUCACGCACCCUCUCCACCCGACGAGAGUGGGCUUUUGCUGACCACAGAACGUGACUCUGGCUUUCCCCUGGAGGAGGAAGAGGAGGAGCUGAACCUGCCCAUCAGCCCUGAGGAAGAGCGCCAGAGCCUACUGCCCGGUGAUAGGGACACUGAGGAGGGGCCUGGCGCCUGCCAAACUGAGGGCAGGGCCUGGCCUCUCCCCAGCUCCAGCCGCCCCCAGCGCAGCCCCAAGAGGAUGGGGGUGCACCACCUGCACCGCAAGGACAGCCUGACCCAGGCCCAGGAGCAGGGCAACCUCCUCAACUAGGGCCCUGCUGGCCUUCCGGUCCCUGCUACACUGCGGCUGCGCGAGGAGGCCCUGGGCCCUCGCAGCUCGGGUCCCCAGCCCAAGCCCCGGAACUCCUCCCUCUCCAGACCUGCACAGCCCUGUGGCCUGUGUGGGUGGGGUCAGGUGGAGGCCGGACCAAGCCUUUAGCUGCACUGACUGGCACCAGCUUGCCUCAUCCGUGGUUUUUUCCUUGCCUUUCUGGAACAUUUAUUCUCCAAAGGUAACACGCGGUUGUUCGCAAGCCCUUUCUGCCCCUCGGCGCACCCCAGGUUACGCCACUCUGGGAGACGGGGGGCCUUCAUCAGUGUUCACCCUCCAUCCUCCCUUCAUGACCAUGAGCUUUGGUUUUGGGGGUGUCAUUGGGGUUAUUAACCUCUGAUUUCCGUUUUCUGCCUGUCUCCCUCUCCCCUAAAUCCUGCUCCAGGGGCCUGGCCUGGCUGGCUUGGGGACGAGGGAGGGACUGACUCAGGGCUCCCCUCAGCUGCUUCCCUCCCCACUCUGGAAGGCAGGGUGGGGCUCAGGGGCCCCCAGCUAGGCCCUGGGUGAGGCCUGGCCCCCUCCCAACCUUGGCUCUAGACUGUUACUCCCAGCUUUGGGAAAUUUUCAUGUGGAUGACUAUUUUAAAAUCAAAUAAAACUAUUUUGCUGGUAUUGCCUAAUUCAUCCUAUAGGCCUUCCCUCUCCACCCUUCUCCCCAUUCCUGAGUGUUGCUAGUCCUUGACUUGCU